Molecule: messenger RNA, 1140 nt
Organism: Alternaria atra
Lineage: Eukaryota; Fungi; Ascomycota; Dothideomycetes; Pleosporales; Pleosporaceae
Exons: 3
Coding region: 1-1140 (379 amino acids)
Source: RefSeq, a predicted model, not a curated record
AUGCUCCCUGCAGUCUCUCUACUAGACCUUCCAGGAGAGCUUCAGCAGAGAGUGGUCGAACAUGUAAUAACGCAAACCGAUCUCAAAUCGCUGUGUAGCACUUGUUCAGCUCUUCGCAUCCUCGCCAAUCCGAUACUGUAUAGACGCAUUGAUCUGCGGUUAUGGAGUCAACGAGCGGUUGAAUGUCUGCGGCGCUGCAAUCUGGCAGGCGCUGGACUGAGUUUUCAGUACGCGAAAGAACUCAUCGUGGAAGAUGAACCCGUUGGCGAAGAACUCAGGUCGAUCCACACCGGUCGUAUCCGCCUACCUGUUCCAGAUCGUGGGCCUUGGAACCGCUAUCUCACUGAGUCUCAGCAAGACGAUAGUGCCUACUCGUUCUUGCAGAUCAUUCAUCAUGACAAACUGGAACGCUUGUGUUACCAUUCGCGGCGACCCUUGUCAUGGAUAGUGAAAGCGCAUUUACACAACUAUCAGCACAGGUUGAAAGAGCUGCAAAUAAGCUUGUAUACCGAUCCCAAAACACCUGAGCAGCUACCACGGAUAUUCUGUGGUCUGCAGCGCCUCGAUGUUUAUCUUACCGAGACAACGAAUAUCGCCCUCCUAUUUGACAGCAUCGAAGCCGUCGGCGCCAAUUUGAGGCGAUUGUCGUUGACAGCAGCGGACCCCCAGACAACCGAGAUCCAGCUACAUGUCUGGGCGAUGUGCGAACAGAAUGAUCUCACCCGCUAUACACCCCAACUCGAAGAGCUCAGAUUAUCCAAGAUGGACUUCUCGGACACAUUUGAACAGCUCUCUCGGAUCAUCGACUUUCAUCGAUUAGUUCGCCUCGAACUUCUAGUGGAGAGCUGCGGCCUUCAUCUUUUCUUGAAGGAUCUGGCCAACAGCAUAUAUACUUGCAGCGGAGAGGUGAACAGACUCCAGUUGAAGCAUAUUGCUGUCGAGUUGGUACACGAUCUUUGUGAGUGUGAAGCAAUCGGUCUCAGGGAUUCGAUGGAACUCAUCAUCAUGGCUUGCGGCCCAAUCGAGAGUUUUCAUAUGCGUUACCCUGAAGCCAACCCCAUCAAAGAUCACGCUGCUGGAUUUCCUGCAGGAGCUCAGUCUCUCCAAACACAAUUUACAGAGCCUGAGUAUCUGUUGUGA